This is a messenger RNA of Coccomyxa subellipsoidea C-169, 5271 nucleotides long. RefSeq lists its product as hypothetical. The transcript is spliced from 18 exons. NCBI's taxonomy places the organism in Eukaryota, Viridiplantae, Chlorophyta, Trebouxiophyceae, Coccomyxaceae. Gene Ontology annotation, molecular function: zinc ion binding; protein binding; nucleic acid binding. Bases 1 to 5271 code for a protein of 1756 amino acids. The record is from RefSeq and is a predicted model, not a curated record.
AUGAAAUUGGCUCGUUUCACUGCUUGUGGUCCUCCUCCUCCUCCGCGACGUGUCACCAUACGGCAAUGCCGGGAGGAAACCACAGCAGCGAUCCAAAUAGACCUCACGUCCGAGGAGGCUCAGGAGGAGCCCAGCAGCACCGAGGUAGUGGAGCUCGAUGCAGACUCCACAGCCAGCGACAACAAAUCGAUGAGCACCACGGAGGAGGCUGAGAAUUUGCCGCCGUCAGCAGCCGACUCAGCAGCUGCGGCACCAGCCGCGGCAGUAUGCCCUGCAGCGACCGCCAGCAUUGACCAAGAAGUGACGCAGCGCCUGCAACCAUCGGCGGCCGGCUCUGGCGCGGCAGACGCUGCCAGUGUACUGCGACCGCCGGACUUUUUCCGGUUCCAGCAGGCAGCCGGCCCACCAGACAGCGUCGGUGUGAGCCAAGCGGCCCUCCACGACGGGCUGCCGGCAGAGCACAGCGGCAGAUGCGCGCUCCCCGGCGACAAUUUGAUGGGUGUGCCCUGCGCAUCGGGAGGCACCGCCAGCGCAGCCAAGCCCCACUCAUCUACCCAGUUUCCGCAGCUCAGCAGCGGCCUCGUGGCACACUCGGCUCCGGCGGAAAAUGCGGCGGGGCCGGUGCCGGCAGCUGCCACGCGGCUGCCGUCCGACCGGUGGCGGCUCUCGCCGACCGCGGCUGAGCCCACGACAGGCAGCGCGUUCCCCCUCGCACAGGCCAGACAGGAUUCGAUGAGCACUGCAGAGCCGGCGGCUGACGCGCAUUCGUCCCCGGGCCAAGCGGGGGCAGGCAGCGGCAGGCAGGAAGCAGCAGGCAGGAAGCGGCAGAUCUCGCCUCUGGUAACGGCCAUGGCGUUUUUGUGGCAGUCAAAGAUUACAAACGGGGAGGCAGAUCUGGCUCAGCUGCAUGGCGACGCUGCACUGGGGCCAUCCGAUCAGCAGCACACAGCUGCGGAGCAGCCGGCGCCGAGGGAGGGUGGUUCACCCACAGCCUCCAUGGCGGAGCAGCCGAAUUUGAGCACGCCAUCUGGCCUGCGAGGAGGCCUGCCGGAUCGGCGUCCCGGCCUGCAGCGGGGGUGUUCCUCCCUGCGCACCGGUGGUGGCAGCCCUUGCGAGUCGUCUCUGAAUAGAGGACCGGAGUCUACAGUCAAAACGGAGGAUGGUGCGCCAGAGGUGUCCACCAGACAGCCUGUUGUAGAGCCAGCUCCUUCUGUUACCUCUCCGCGGGUCUCUCCUGUCAAGGCCCUGGGGAAUGGAGUGGCUGCUCGGAGCCUCGGGGAUGCCGCGGCGGAUGCCGGCACGGCAGAUUCAAGCGCGGCCAGGCUGGGCUCAAAGGGAACGCCUCCUGGACUGGCUUCUGCUGGGCAGCCCGGCAGGCAGCUGCCCAACGGAUCUCUGGGCAGCGAAGCAGCUGCGCAGCCGGCCGCCUCGCCCAGCAAUGCUUCUGCGCCUGCUGCAACGGAAGCAGUCCCGGCGUCGGGCGAGGAGACCCCGGCCAAGAGACGGCGCUCGACCGGCGGCGGCGUUGGCGCGUCGCGCGGCGGCCGCCUUGGCAGCCUCGGCGGCCGCGGCAGCCCACGGGCCGGCAAGCCGUCGCCGGCGGAGUCCAGUGGGCAGAAGAGAGCAGCGCCGGCCGCGCCAGCAGACCCGGCAUUGUCAACAAUUGGCAGCGGCGGCGGCGGCGGAAAAUCGGACGACAGGAAGCAGCCGGCCAGCAAGCGGCAGAAGUCCCUGCCGUCAGGGGUGGAUAACGCGCAUGUGGCUGAGCCUGCCUCGGGCAGACGGAAGACUUCCUUGCCCAAACCGCUUCUUGCGGGAGAUGACCUUGGGUCGGACGACGAGUUGGUGGAGCAGAUAUACUCCAAGGAGGUGUGGCGCAUGAUGCACGCUGCCAGGAACACAGCGCAGCCGCCAUCUGACAAUAGCAUCCAGAUUCUCCCCAUGUCUCUAGACAAUUUCACUGAUGAAGAGGCGCGCACCAAAGCUGUGGAGGAUAUCCGGCAGUACAUGGCGCUUGACAGAGACAAUCGGCGGCAGCACAUGAAUGAUCGGCUGGAAGUGUUUGUGAUCACAGACCCCGACCACCCUGCCAAGAAGCUGCAGGCAGAGACUCUCGGGUGGAUGGACAUUCGCAGUGAGGAGAGGGGCGUCAGGGCCAAGAGGGCUCUGCAAAAGAAUGAGCUACUGGGGGAAUACUGCGGGGUGGUGAAGACGGGGAAGGCUGUGGAGGUUGAGUCAUUGGAGUGCCCCAUCGGCUUUGGAGGCCUCAAGGCUGACAAGCUCAAGGACUUCUCCCACUCCCAUGACAAGCACGUAACCGGGUUCUGGUCGGACGGCAAGGAAAUUGUCAUGGACCCCGCGCGGGGAGGCAACCUGCUGCGCUUCAUCAAUGACUACGUAGGCAUGCCGGGGGCCGUUCCCUGCUCCUGCAUGAUGGUGGAAGUUAUGGAUCGUGCCACUCUGCGGCCCCACAUCUUCUUCUUUGCCGCUGCGGACGUCCCUGCGGGCGAGGAGAUGCUGCUUGACUAUGGGGAUCCCUUCAGGCGCUUCAUGGAGAGCGAGGCGAAGAGGGCCAGGUCUCUGGUGGCUCUCAGGAAACAAGUGAAGGAGCUCGAGGCUGGCUCAUCCGACAAGGAUGCCCUGAUCGCCAAGCUGCUGAAGGAGAAAGUGGACCACGAUAUUGCAGCUAACUCAGCAAAGAAAGCCAUGGCGGCUGCCGAGGAGGCGGCUCAGGGGCUGCGGCAUCAGUUGGAGGUUGCUCAGGCCGCCGCCAAAGACAGGGAGGACCGCGUUGGCACCCAGGCGCUGCGAAUUGAGGAGCUGGAGGGCAACGACGCAUGGCAGCUGAAGAAGCAGCUGGACGAAGUCUCGCGCAAGUGCAGCCACCUUGAACUCAAGGUGAAACGCCUGACCCGUGAUUGCGAGGCGGCAGACAACGCCAACCGCAGCCUGCAGACCCAGCUGAGCGAGGCGAGACGGGAAGUGGACUCGCUAAAGAAGGAAGUGGAGCGAAGCAGGGCAGAAGGGAAAACGCUGCAAGAGAGAGUGGCCAAGUACAAGGGGAAGACCAUAGCAGCGGAGAAGGCUCUGGAGGCCGUCAAGGCACAGCUGAAGGACACGCAGCUGAAGUCCAAGGCGGAGAUUGAGCGCCUGUCCGCCGUGGGCAAAUCCUUCGAGCUUCAGGCUGAGGAUCUGGCGCACCGCAACGCCUUGCUCGAGACGCACUGCCGCGAUCUGGAGGCCGGCAGCGUUGGCGGCGGUAGCGCCGUGCUGGCAGCGCAGCACCACCGCGCAGCCGUGCAGGGCCGCAACCUGCGCGAACAGCACGCGCGCCUGCACCUGCAAUUGCCGCUGCCGCAGGCGGCGGCCGCGGCAGCGGCCGUGCCGGUGCCGAUUCCGGCGCCGCAGCCGCGGCCGGAAGCGCCAAACAGCAACGGCCCGCCGGUCGGUUUCGGCCCGCCGCCGCGCCUGUCCCGGGAUCCGCGGCUGGCGCAGGCAGCGGCUGCCGCCGCCGCCACCGCUGUAGCCGUCCCGCACGAGGACCGCGAUCCUCUAAUGACAAUGAUGCGUGAAUCCGCGGCCCCGCCGCCCGCCGCGCCGGCUGCCGCACUAGUCGCCGAGAGCGACGAAGCCGCGCAGAAGAGGGCCGAAGAUGCCGCCGAAUUGGAGAAGCUCAUCGGGCAAUCGCCCUCCCCGCUGCCGCGGCUGCAGUCGCAGAACAGCGCGCCGGUGGCGGCCGCGCACGUCAGCACGGCACGGGCCGCCGUGCCGGCAGCUGCCUCCACGCAGCCGUCGUCCGAGCGGAAACCAGGACGACAGGAACCUGCCGCCAAACUAGAGCGGCUUCUUUCUGCGCCCAGCGUGACACAGCCGCAUCGCUCUGGGAGGGACCCUUGUCAAGCAUCAGGACAAGAGCCCAGUAUAUUCAGAUUGAUGGGAGAGGACAUCCUGCGGUCUGCUUCCAAUGGCGGCAUGGAUGACUUCAUUCCCCUCGAUGACUCUCUGCCGCCAGAGCUGUCACCCGAAGGUGCUCCUGUGCCUGCGGCUGUCACGCAGUCAGAGAGGACACCAGGCGACGGAAGGACUGGCACUUCUGAGAGUCAUCUAAGGCUGCCUCUUGCCGAGGCCGCUCUCCAAAGAAUGCCAGCAGAUGGAGCUGCACCCUCACUGCCAAUGAACUUGGUGCAGGACAUGCGGGACAUAAAGGCCAUGCUCUCGAGGAUGAUGCCUGGCAUCCCUAGUUCAGCCGCUAAGGGUGCGUCACAGCAGGUAAGGGAAGAGCCGAGCGCCUCCAAGGCCGUGCCAGAGCAGCCCAAAGAGGGAAGGCCUCGGCCCCAGGAGUCAGCUGCCGCCAGCGAUGGGCCGCGGCAGCCGCCGUCAUCGGAGCGCGAGACGUUGUCCGUGGAAGCCGCCGAGAAGCUGCCGCCCGCCAACCCGGCAGCUGCCGAGCCGGCUUCCACCGGAGCGGGGACUGAACGGCGGGCUGCAGAGGCAGACAGAGCGCUUUUUCGACGCACAGGGAUGGCUCCCUCGCCGGCGGAGUCCGGCGCUGGGGGCCCGAGCUGCCUCGAAGGCAGCUCGGCACCGCCACGUGAUUACAGCCGCGGGGUCCGGGAGAGGGAGGCCGGCCACCGCAAGCAGUGGGACGACCGCAGCGCAGAGCCGAAUCGGCUCGGGCCAGACCGUGACAAUCGGCGCCGGCCGGUGCCCAUGCCCCGCGGCGGCAGCCGCCGCCGCUCCCCCGGCCGGGCGGAGGCCGAGGCCGAGCUGCGCCGGGGGAUGCGCCGCAGCCGCGGCCGGAGCCGCGACCGCAGCCGCAGCCGCAGCGAAGGGCAUCGACGGCUGCUGCGGGCUUCGCCGCCACGCCGUGGCAAUACUCGGCACAGGUCGCCAAUGGGGCCUGGAAGUACCAGAGUGCAGAGGUCCAAAAAUGAUCCAUGCAACCACUGCAAGAAAGUGGGUCAUUGGUCAUCGGAUUGCUGGUACAAUCCGGCCAAGGUUUUCAGCCCUCCCAGGAGGAGGACCUCGCCGCGCCCCAACUGCCGGACGCCAUCGCCGCCCAGGCACUCCAGCCGUCCGGCAAGGGGCGCGAUGCAAUCGCCCGCCGGGCAGGCUCCGAACUCAGCUGCUCAGCCGGGCGCCGCCGCCGCCCGAUCCCCCUCCGGCCGGGGCCCUGCUCUGCUCAUGGACCUGGAUGAGGGCUGGAGCUGUGAUGCUUCUUCUCUGCCGGCUGCGCCGCCGCUGCCGCCGCCGCCGGAUCGGAGGCUAUGA